AUGGCCAAUUCGAAUAAGGCUUUGGACAUAGCGGCGUUUAAUGCUGUUGAGGAGGUUUUUCGACUUCGAGGCCGCGGAGAAAAGGUGGGCGUUGUAGCAGUUGCCCGCAAGUAUGGGGUGGAUCGAAUGAGGGUUGUACGACGAAUGAAGGGUGUAGGGCCUCGAAGAAGUCGAAUUCCUCCAAAUCGCAAGCUGGAUGAGGCACAAGAAGCAGCUCUUUUGCUAUAUAUCCAUAAUUUGGACGAUAUAGGCCAAUCCCUACGCCUAGAUCAGCUUCGCAGUACGGCAAACUCGAUUCUGAAGCAGGAUUAUACCGGAGAAGAUUCACCGCCUAUUGUAAGUGAUCAUUGGACUCAACGCUUUCUUGAACGCUAUCCUGGGCUUUGUAAGAUGAAGCAGAAGCCCUUAGAGCUUGAAAGAAAGCUUGCUCAUGAUCCAAGAGUAUUUUCGAACUGGUUUAGGCGCUUUCAUCAACUCCGUACGAAGUAUGGAGUCGCGGAUGAGGAUAUUUGGACUUUUGAUGAGACGGGAUUUCGAAUUGGUAUGGGCAAGAGUCAGUGGAUAGUGACCUUUUCGACUUCCAAAAGAGCCUAUCUUGCUUCUGAAACUUGUAGAGAGCUUGUGACCUCUAUAGAAGCUGUCAGCGCUGGGGGUAUAGUUAUUCAACCGAUGCUCAUUCUGCCAGCAAAAACGCAUCUAGAGCGUCAUUUCUCUGAUCUUGAAGAUGACGUGCUCUUGGGGGUCUCAGAAUCUGGAUACAAUAAUAAUGAGCUGGCGUACAAGUAUAUUCAUCAUCUUGAUGCUCAAACUCAGAAGUAUCAAAAGAGUGCUCAUCGAAUUCUGGUUUGUGAUGAAUACAAAAGCCAUUUUACGCGCGAAAUUCUGGAAUACUGCGAGCAGCAGAAUAUCCAUAUCUUCGCUCUACCUCCUCAUACCAGCCAUCUCCUUCAACCGCUUGAUGUUGUACUAUUUCAGCCGUACAAGCAUUUUCAUGCCAGAGCUGUAGACCAAGCAACUCGAUCAGACACGUCUCGUACUCGAUCGAUUCCCGACCAAGACAUCGAUAUAGUGAAUCUGGACGAUAGAGAAGACGACGAAGACAGCAAAGAUUUCAGUGAUGGUAGUAAUAAUAGCAGCAACAGUAGCUAUAACGAUAGCGAUAACAAGAAUGACAGCAAUAGGAUUUCUAUACGAGAUGCGCUAACUGCGGCUGAGUGUCUAGACAAUGACAGCAAUUACAGAGGAUAUGGUAGGAACGACGAUAACAACGAUAACGGGAAUGUUUCCAUGCAAGAUACCCUAAGCCUACUUAUCGUGCAGCAAGUUAAAGUCGGACAGGGACAAAGCACUAAAGGUGAUCUUGUGGCAAUCAUGCCUAUGCAAGAUGCCUCAAGCCUACCUGUCGUGCAGCAAGUCAAAGUCGGACAGGGACAAAGCACUAAAGGUGGUCUUACGGUAAUCAUGUCUAUGUACAGUAUGAUUAAGUCUUUAGCAUCCCAGGGUAAUAAAUACUUUACUACCUUCUUUCUUAGUGGAGGGACAGGUUCUAUCAGUUACCCCAUCUCUGUCUCUGCUGAAAAUAAUACUUUACUCAGAGAAGCCCAGGAUAUUGUAUUGUUCCGAUCUCCCACGAAUAAGGAACCCUCCAUCUCUGGUGAAAAUACCGCUUUACCCAGAGAAACCCAGGAGAUUUUUUUGCCCCAACCUCUUACAAAUGACGAAACUAACUCGCAUAAUCCUACUAAGCACACUACUAUCUUUCUGGGUGCAAGAAGUCCACAGCCUCCGCAGUCUCUGAACACAGACUUCCAAUCCCCUUCAGGUAGUCCAAAAGAUUCCUACAAAGCAUCGCCUUCGAAUAGGCGUAAGCGAAAGUCACCAGAAUCACUAAUCUCAUCGAAUCCUGAUGAUCCCCUCACAAUUCAGACCGGAAUUAAGCAAGUUCUAUAUUUGCUAGAGCGCCUUCAGACUACCGAAUCUCAGAUUCCGCAUUGUCUUGUGUUUGUAUCUUCAACUGAGCCGACCGGGUAUAAGUGGGUUUUCUAUAAUCAGAUACGUGAUUCCUAA
Endocarpon pusillum Z07020 is the source of this 2067-nucleotide messenger RNA. RefSeq lists its product as uncharacterized. The record is from RefSeq and is a predicted model, not a curated record. Gene Ontology annotation, molecular function: DNA binding. NCBI's taxonomy places the organism in Eukaryota, Fungi, Ascomycota, Eurotiomycetes, Verrucariales, Verrucariaceae. The transcript is spliced from 2 exons. Gene Ontology annotation, cellular component: nucleus. Bases 1 to 2067 code for a protein of 688 amino acids.